Messenger RNA from Maudiozyma barnettii, 1194 nucleotides. It is a transcript of the gene PEX27, whose product is annotated as Pex27p. Lineage: Eukaryota; Fungi; Ascomycota; Saccharomycetes; Saccharomycetales; Saccharomycetaceae. The transcript has a single exon. The record is from RefSeq and is a predicted model, not a curated record. Gene Ontology annotation, biological process: regulation of peroxisome size; peroxisome fission. Bases 1 to 1194 code for a protein of 397 amino acids. Gene Ontology annotation, cellular component: peroxisomal membrane.
AUGAAUUCUUCAUAUUUAUCAAAAGAAGAAUUACUUCAGAAUCAUUACCCUAUAAAUAACAUAGUACCGAAUAUAUUUAACGAACCAAUGACUAAACCCAUUACACAAAUAUUGGAAGUAAACCCUAUUCCAAGUAAUGUUAAUAAUGAUAAUGACAAUGAUAAUAUAAUGAAAUUAGGAAAGAAACAUAAGAAUGAUAAGAAAAUUGUUGUAGAAAAUAUGGAAAUUUUGCAAUAUUUAAUAAAUUCAUUAGGCGGGAAGGAUAAAUUGGCUAAAUUAUUAAAAUAUGUGCUUCAAAUUAUUAAACUAUUUAUAACUAAUUUCUUAAGACAAUAUCAAACAAAAUAUACGAAUGUCAAUGAUAUUAUUAUUCGUUAUAAUUUUAAAAAUUUGAAAAACUUAUUAUUACAACCAAAUUUUUGCUUAUAUGUGAUAUUCUCUAAAAUCAAUAAUAAUUUAGGAUUUAUAAUAGAACAAUUAGGAACUUAUAGAUACAUUUUAAGAUUUGGAAAUAGUCCAUUCUUAAUUUAUAAUAUGAUGAAAAGAAUUAAAAAAAUAUGGUCAUAUGAUAACAAAUUAAUAACAUUUCAAGAAAAUUUUAUCAAUUUAUUCGGUAAUGAAACUUCAUUCAGAGAUACUACAACUCUAUAUUAUACGAUAUGUGAUGAAUUGAUAUUAUUACACAAAUUCAAAUUAUGGUCAAAUCCAAAAUUAUAUGAUACGAUAUCAAGACAUGAAUGUUGGACGUGGCAAUCGGAUAUUUUAUUUACUUUGAAAGAUCUAUUUAUCAAAUUGUCAGAUUUACAUGAUAAAGAAUUGGAAUAUACUAUUCAAUUACAAGUAAAACAACGUGCUUCACAAUUAUAUUCCAAUAAUUUCACUAAUAAUAAUAAUCACAACAUUUCUCCAUUAAGACAGAAACUAUUACAUGAUUUGAAAAAUUUAAAUGAUGUAGACAAUGAAAAUAUAAUUAUCAAGAGAAAGUUGCAACAAGUAAAAUUACAGAAACGUUUAGUACAUCUAGAUAUAAUGAAAUUAUCCUUUGACGGAUGUGCUAAUUCACUAGAUUUAUUUAAUAUUAAGACUCAUCCAAUCGUAUAUCCAGUAUUAUCAAUAGGAUCAGGUAUUAUGAGUCUUAUAAAGUUGUGGAAACAAGCUAAACAGGAUAUUAUCCAGGAGAAGCAAAUUGUCUGA